AUGUCCGGUCCUGGUCGAAGCACCACUCCUGGUCGGGUGACCUCUUCUCUCCCCAUCAGCUCCGUAAUCUUCUACGGCCUGGGCGCCGGUCUCGUUGGCGUCACCAUGAUGACUCUUGCCGAAAAGUCCGAACAACUCUUGACCUCUCGUCCCAACUCAUACGUGCCCGCGCGCACCCUCGAGCGGCUCAUCUCCGUGCGUGCCUCGACCGACACGCAGCUCUGGGGACUCAACAUGGCGAUGCACUACGGACAGGGAGCAGCGGCGGGCGUGAUUCGGGCACUGAUGAGCUGGAACGGGAUCCGGGGCCCGUUUGCCGACCUGAUCUUUGUCGGGGUCCGCUUACUGAUUGACCAGACGCUGGAGAACUGGACGGGUGUGGGCGCGCCGCCAUGGACGUGGCCAGUCGACGAGCAAAUACUUGAUAUUCUGCACAAGACGGUGUUUGCGGUGACGACCGGGUGGGCGGUUGAUCGGUGGUUGGUUACAUGA
Molecule: messenger RNA, 492 nt
Organism: Neurospora hispaniola
Lineage: Eukaryota; Fungi; Ascomycota; Sordariomycetes; Sordariales; Sordariaceae
Exons: 2
Coding region: 1-492 (163 amino acids)
Source: RefSeq, a predicted model, not a curated record